Messenger RNA from Staurois parvus, 309 nucleotides. The record is from the annotation of a GenBank genome assembly. Lineage: Eukaryota; Metazoa; Chordata; Amphibia; Anura; Ranidae.
UCACCGAUCAGCAUAAAGAGCCAAUUACGUUGUCUCUGUCAUGUGAUCAGCUGUGUCCAAUCACAGCUAAUCGUAUGAGACAUGUGCCCUGAUUAUCAGUGUAGCCCCAUCAGUGCCACCUGUCAGUGUCCAUCAAUGCCACAUGCCAGUGCUCAUCAGCACCACAUCAAUGCCAUAUAUCAGUGCCUACCAGUGCACAUCAAUGCCACAUAUCAGUACCCAUCUGAGCUGCCGUUCAGUGCCACCUAUCAGUGCCCACCAGUGCCGCCUUAUAGUGCCAGUCAGUGCCACCUAUCAGUGUCAGUCAGU